Molecule: messenger RNA, 2265 nt
Organism: Hypoxylon trugodes
Lineage: Eukaryota; Fungi; Ascomycota; Sordariomycetes; Xylariales; Hypoxylaceae
Exons: 5
Coding region: 124-2016 (630 amino acids)
Biological process (GO): regulation of transcription by RNA polymerase II; DNA-templated transcription
Cellular component (GO): chromatin
Molecular function (GO): RNA polymerase II cis-regulatory region sequence-specific DNA binding; DNA-binding transcription factor activity, RNA polymerase II-specific; zinc ion binding
Source: RefSeq, a predicted model, not a curated record
GACCCAUCUAUCGGGAUAAAGCCCACAUGAUCGUGGGUGGAUUCGGAGAUAAACCCACUCGCGGGGAAAAACCCACAUAAGACAUCCUAUUUCUCUUUUCUUCUCGACAUUAUACCAAUUAAUAUGCCCGGUUCGUCAAAGAAGGAAGCCGUAUCUCGAUUGAAAUGCACUGCGUGUCAUAAGACCUAUUCCAGUAUUAGUCAUUUGCGUCGGCAUGAGGCGACACAUAAUAGUCAGCGUGUAAUUGUCUGCCCUUCCUGUUCGAAAAGCUUCGUAAGAAUUGACGUGGCCCGCCGGCACCUACGGAGCUGUGUGAAAGAUGACACCGAUAUCGAUCUUCCCACUGCAAAACGCGGUAAAAAGCCGAAAGCGUGCGAUAGAUGCUCGCAAAGCAAGGUUACAUGCAAUUUAGAAACACCAUGUUCGCGGUGUCGGUCUCGUGGUCUCACCUGCUCGUACCUACGAGUGGAUGAUUUGACUGCGCCGACGUCGACGGACUCACCAGUUACAAACACGGACCAAUGGCUCCUGAGGAUGACCGAUCCCCUAGCUGGCGGAACAGCGGAAGCCGUAGUCCAGGAUAUAAAUGCCGAUAGUGUUAUCGAUGGAGAAACCAUGCCAGUUUCGAUGGCAGCAUUUGAAGACGAACCUUUUCCCCAGGAUUCGGGCGCUUGGAUGUCUAGUUUCUAUUUGGACCCUUCCUUGGACCUAGGCGACGGGUACUCGGUAGACGUCGAGAAUCCUGUAUUCGAGCCAACUAUGUUAAGUGCCCGGCUGGAAGAAUUGAUUAAACAAUUAGCUGAUGCCCAUCAUGUUAUGAGGUUCAACGGUGUUACGAGCGAGCUGGAUUUCAACAUUGACCUUGCUCGGUCCGUUUUCACUGCGCAAAAUGCCGAAUAUUUCCUCGCGGUAUGCUUCCAACACAUACAUCCUUAUCAUCCCAUCAUACACCCUCCGACAUUUAAUUGCGAGAAAGUUUCGUUACCCCUCCUACUUGCGGUUUUCCUCUAUGGGGCGUUGUUCUCGGUGCCACUGGACGAUGCUAUUUCAGCACAUUCGUUCUUCCGUGUCGCAGAAGAGUAUAUCUUUAACCAUCCCGAUAUGAAGCGACUGGCCGAGCCAAACAACAAUUCGAGCAAUAUGGGCGAUAGUCUAGAGAUCCUUCAAGCAGCAUUUUCAAUAACAGUCAUCCAAAAUAGUAGGAACGACGAAAUCACUCGCCGUAGGAUACGAGUCCAAAGGCAUCCUUAUUUAGUUGCUGCGACAAAAAUGACAGGUGUACUGCAGGCCAAACACCAAUUGGACCUAUCCGGGUAUACGGCCUCGGAUUGGGACCAAUUUAUCAAAGAGGAGACAGGUAUUCGAAUUGCGCAUUGGAUUCAAUUUAGCAAUUGCUUCUUGGUAUGUUGUUUCAAUGGCCAUGCUCAGGUUUAUACAGCUGAGAUGGUUGGUGAUAUGCCUUGUCGAAGAGAAAUAUACGAGGCAGAAACAGUGGAAGAGUUCGCCCGAUUGUUGUCGCUAGAGCCAUCAGGAGGACCACAACCCCAAUCGUUAGCAAACGCUAUCUCUUUUCUUCUUCAGGACUCAUGGCCUGGGCCGGAUCAUGAAGUAUAUAAACGUUUUACGCCGGAGAUUCUAGCGAUAAUCAUUAAUAGUCUCGGUACAUCCAUCAUCGUAGCAAGAGGAAAUGGUCCAUUCUCCAUGGUCUCUCAGCAAUAUCUCCGUGCUUGCAUGCGAUGGAAAUCACUCUGGGAGACACUGAUGAAAAAGGACAGCCAGGAUCAAAGAACAUUGACAGGAUUCGUAAAACAUGCUAUGGAUUUCUGGUGGUUUUGUAUAGCCCUCAUCAAAGCCGAACAAUCGGGUGAUCUAUCGUGUCAUUAUAUGACAAAUUUUGGUCUCGAUUCCUUUGCUGCUAUUCAUGAGUUCUUACGACGGUAUAAAGGACUCAGAUUACAUGAAGUGUUAGCGAUGGAGAAGAGGGCAUCGACCCGUUCAUCACCGGUCUCCCGCUAAUACACUGAAAAGCGAUUUAUUCUGCAUAGUAAUCAAAGAUCCGGAGGGUUUUGACGGAAGAAUAUGUAUAAUUGUACAAAUGAUGGGCAACGGCCAUGAUAGAAUUAAUUGCUGUGUUUAUUUAGGGAGAUAAUUAAUUGAUCAGGGCUGUAUUGGCUCAGCUGUAGCUCCCUAACGCUAGGUCAAAACCCCCACUAGACUUUCCCGCCUAAGCCCCGCAUCGGCCGCUAUCAAUCACCCGGUCGCAUU